Messenger RNA from Oryza brachyantha (malo sina), 1292 nucleotides. RefSeq names its product protein Abitram. The coding region runs from base 400 to 1191 and encodes 263 amino acids. The transcript has 7 exons. Lineage: Eukaryota; Viridiplantae; Streptophyta; Magnoliopsida; Poales; Poaceae. Gene Ontology annotation, cellular component: nucleus. The record is from RefSeq and is a predicted model, not a curated record.
GCCACUGGUUUUUUCUAAAUUUCAAGGAUGCAUCCCAAUAUAUGAUGGUUCCAGUGGUAUUUUUGUAAUUUUCUAGUGACAGUUCUACAAUAACAUUUAAACCAAUGGCAAAUUUACGAUUGUCACUUCUUUUAAGAUGCCAAGAAAUGACCCUAAUAUGUCUAGAUGUACAUGUGUUCCGGGAUCAAUUGAAUCAUUGUGUUGAGUUUAUCUAUGUUUCUUCAUCUCACAAGUCAUCUCACAGGUCACAACUAGAUACUCUCUACAUGGCAAUCACAAUUGGAAUAAUCACUGAUAAAUAAUCUAGAAAUACAUAUAUAUUUUAAAACGAGUUACCAGUGGCAGUUUGCACGAGUACACAAUUGGAAUAGCACGGAAAAGAAGAAUAAAAAACCAUGCAUGACUGGUGGGGUGCAGGCCGUUGGAUCGAACGAUCCAACGGUGUUGGCGCUCCCACGCACUUGGACUUGGCCGCUGCCCCCUCUUCCCCUCCUCUCCUCUCCUCGCCCGCCGCCGCAAAAGCAAAAAAACCCACGGCGACGCGCGGGCUCUCCUGCUCGGCGGCGAAGGGAGAUCCGCGGGGCCCAAAUGGCGGAGGAAUCUGCAUCCGUGGACGCGCCUCCCCGUGACAGGUCCCCGCGACGGGAGUCUUCCGUCGACAAGGAGACCCGCGCCCUCAUCGUCCCCGACGCCGGCGAUCUUCCGCCGUUCCCGCCCUCUGCCGUGGAGGCCAACUUCGCGCGCUACUUCGUCGCUGACUUUCUCAAUCCAGGACAUGAUCAGUAUGUGUACCGCCAUCCAAACGGGUUGUGUGUGGUUGGUUUAGCUCCUUCCCAUGUUGCAUUUAAAGAGGAAGGGGGGAUAACUAGUGUUGAUUUCAAUGUUGGGAAGUCAGAUCGCAGUGAGAUGAAAGUCACAGGGAAACGCAAAAGGAAUGCACAACAUUUGCAAGAAAAUUCUGCAUUGUGUAAGGUCUGCACACAUGGUAAUUCUUUUGUAGUGAGGUGUUGUGUGAAAGGAUCACUUUUGGAGAUUAAUGAUAGAUUGAUUAAGCAACCAGACCUACUUAACACCUCUGCUGACAGAGAAGGAUAUAUAGCAAUUUUUAUGCCAAAACCAGCUGAUUGGCUAAAAAUCAAGGAUAAAUUUCUGAGUUACGAUGAGUACAAGAACUUGAGAGGAACAUGCUGACAUUCAAAAGAAUUCGAAAGUUAACUCCAGAUUUAUACUUACUGGUGCUGAUACCUGAGGUGCCAAGGAAGUCUCCGUAUUGUCUGCUUUGCAGAAGUUUC